Messenger RNA from Exophiala dermatitidis NIH/UT8656, 1809 nucleotides. RefSeq lists its product as uncharacterized. The record is from RefSeq and is a predicted model, not a curated record. Gene Ontology annotation, molecular function: sterol binding. Gene Ontology annotation, cellular component: intracellular membrane-bounded organelle; membrane; cytosol. Bases 1 to 1809 code for a protein of 602 amino acids. The transcript has 7 exons. Lineage: Eukaryota; Fungi; Ascomycota; Eurotiomycetes; Chaetothyriales; Herpotrichiellaceae.
AUGAGACACUCAAUAGGGGGAGCUCUGCGCAAUCGCAGCCACCGAUCCUCUUCUGCUUCCGCUUCUGAAGAACCUCGAGACACAGCUGAAGGCGAAGACACCGAAGUUGUCGAGCCAGAACAGGGAAAUGUCCUUUCCCAUAUCAUUUCGCAGCUGCGGCCGGGCGCAGACCUGUCCCGAGUCACGCUGCCUACCUUUAUUCUGGAGCCCAGGUCGAUGUUGGAAAGAAUAACAAACUUCAUGGCUCACCCCGACACGCUCCUGCCCAUGCCUAAGGUCGAAGAUCCGGUGGAAAGAUUUGUGGCAGUGGUCAAGUUCUACUUGAGCGGCUGGCACAUCAGGCCUCCCGGCGUGAAAAAGCCAUUGAACCCGAUACUCGGAGAGACGUUUACUUGUUACUGGGAUUACCCGGACGGCACGCGGGGGUAUUACAUUGCGGAGCAGACUUCUCAUCAUCCCCCGAAAUCCUCUUACUUUUUCAUGGCACCAUACCACCAUAUCAGGGUGGACGGGACUCUGAAACCUCGAAGCAAGUUCCUCGGUAACUCGGCAGCAAGUAUGAUGGAGGGCAUAUCAUAUUUGAGGUUCACGAAUCGAGGGAAGUCGAAGGGCGGGGAGAAAUAUAUUCUGACACAGCCGAAUAUGUACGCUCGAGGUAUUCUCUUCGGCAAGAUGAAGUAUGAGCUGGGCGACCAUUCUUAUGUGCGAUGUCCCGAGAACAAUCUCAGUGCCGACAUUGAAUUUAAGACGAAAGGCUGGAUGGGAGGUACGUACAAUGCGAUUGGAGGAGCCAUCAAAAACGACAAGACCGGUGAGGUUCUAUACGAGUUAUCUGGGCUAUGGUCGGGGGAGAUGUACAUCAAGGACGUGAAGACGGGCCAGAAAAAGACUCUGUUCGAUGCCACGCAUGCGAAACAUUCUCCUCCCCGGACGCGGCCGUUGGAGGAGCAAGGCGAUCGUGAGUCUCAAAAACUGUGGUACAAUACCGUCAAGGCGGUCAAGGCGGCAGACCACGAAAAAGCGACUAUGGAAAAGGCCAAGAUCGAAGAUCAGCAACGAGAGGAGGCCAAGCGAAGAGAAGAGCUGGGCGUGGAGUGGCAACCCCAGCUGUUCCGGAGAGUCGAUGCGAAAAAGGGCGGGUCGGAAGAAGGAGAAGAAGAUUUGGAGUGGAUCAUCCAUGCGCAUCUGGACUCGAAGGAUCCGAAAGAAUUGGAACAAAAGAUCCUGUCAAUCGCUCCGAUUCUGCCUGGUCAAGGGAAGCCCGGUGGGCCGGAGCACAGGCCUCAUCAACAGGCACAUACAAAGGAGGCGGCUCAACCGCCAGCCGAGGCGUCAGUAAAGCAAGGUCAGGCUGGAGCGAACAACCCGCCAAUGGAGAAGACGACACGGCAACAUGCGCCGCAACAAGCACCGCCAAAACAAGCAGCUCCGCCAGAGUCGGAACCUACGAGCAACCUGAUCGACUUUGACUCAAAGCCUGCCCCUAGUAAUCAGCCUGGGUCAUCGCAACCAACACAGCCAAAAGAGUCCGUUGCCGCCCCUGCCGCUCCUGCUGGGCAAGCCGUGCAGCCAACCUCGAAUCAACAGGGUGUUGCUCCAGUGUACGAGGCCAUUACUGUAGAUCCGCCUACCGGACACAGUUCCCAAAGCGCCAACCUCAUGGAUGACGACAAUGAUAUCUCUCACAUGAACAGCCAGAUGUCGAGAUUAAAAAUGCAUGAAGCCAUGGUGCCGGAAGGACAGGCGCCACUGAAACGAGCCGAUACAGAGACGAGUGAAGUUGAUGUCUUUGUGGAUGCUCAGAGCUGA